AGAGAGAGAGAGAGAGAGAGAGAGAGAGAGAGAGAGAGAGAGAGAGAGAGAGAGAGAGAGAGAGAGAGAAACAGCCACAAUAAGAAGGAAACUUAUUUAUAUCUUGAGAUCGAAACGAAACCGAAUCACUCCGCAAGUGCUUCGAACUCCGUGACGAUGUCCUCGCCGGUCGAAGAAGACGGAGCGGUUCAGCUUCUGUCCAGUUUGUGCAGAGAACCCUUUUGGAACGGAACGAAAUCUUGGGCGUCGGAGGAGCCCGAACUCGGGAUCUGCGCGGAGAGGACGCUGCUGGUGUGGGCGCCCUGCUUGCUGCUGUGGGCGUGCGCGCCGCCCUACCUCGUGCACCUUCUGCGGCGGCCGCUCGACCCCAUUCCUUGGACGAGGCUCUCGUACUUCAAGAUGGCGGCAACGGGCGUCCUCCAGGCGACGGCGGCGACGGAGCUGGGUUGGGCGCUCGCGAGGGGCGCCCGCGAGGUCCCGCCGGCGGACUUCAUCGCCCCCGUCGUCCUUCUGAUAACGCACGUCAUUCACAUGUGCCUAGUACUGGUGGGGAGGAGAAAAGGCGAACAGAACAGCGGUGUCAUCUGGCUGUUUUGGCUGUUCUUUUUAUUUUGCGGACUUCCCCAACUCUACACAUCUAUCGCUGCUGCCAUUAGGAAGGCAGACGCCCCUCCCCCUGUGCUAGUGGCGACCUUCCUCGUGCAGUUCCUCUUCUGCGUCGCCCUCUUCUUCGCCAAUUGCUUCAGCGACGCCGCCUCUGCCGUCAAGAGACUCAGCCAGACGGAGAAUCCCUCGCCGCUUCUGCAAGCCUCCUUCGUGAACCGCCUGUUCUUCUUCUGGAGUGGAUCCAUCGUGUGGCGGGGCUGGCGACGCCCUCUCACGUCCGAAGACCUCUGGGACCUGAUACCCGAGAACACGACCUCCACCCUCGGCGCGCAGUGGGAAGCUGCCACCAGAAUCAAAUCCACGCCCAUAAAGGAGAAAGACAAACACGGAGAAAUAAAAUUCACGAGUUUACCCACAUCGGAAAGCCAAGCCCCCGUCUUACUCAGUCUAUGGAGGAUGUUUGCUAAGCCGUUCAUCCUACUGGGCGCCAUCUAUCUGCUGGCUGAAGGGUCGCGGUUCGUCACUCCCCAAAUCUUGAGCCUCGUUAUAACUUUCAUGGCGGACGAGAAGCAGCCUCCCUGGCACGGCUACCUGUAUGCUGUGUCUCUGAUCCUCUCCUGCAUCGUCUCGACCCUCCUAAGGAACAAAUUCUACUUCAAGAUCACCGUCAUCUCUGUUCGCAUUCGGUCCGUCAUCAUGUCAGCGGUGUACAGGAAGGCCCUCAGUCUGUCCGGGGCGGCGAGGCGGGACUCCACCCUGGGCGAGAUCGUGAACCUGAUGGCCGUGGACGCGCAGUGCAUCGGCGACACCGUCAUCCUGCUCUGGAGCCUCUUCGGCGCGCCCGCCAUCUUCCUCAUCACCAUGGUUUUCCUGUGGAGUGAACUUGGCGUGAGUGUGCUGGCGGGGGUUGCUGUCCUGUUCCUGAUCGUUCCUCUGAACAGCUACUUGUCCAACAGAAUGAAGAGUUUGUUGUUCGCUGCACUCAAGUUCCGCGAUCAGAGAGUCAAGAUGGUCAGCGAGAUCAUCAGCGGGAUAAAAGUCCUGAAACUCUAUGCCUGGGAAGGGUCUUUUGCCAACAAGGUGCAAGAAGUGAGGAAUGAAGAAAUACGACUCCUGAAGAAAGUGGCUUUCCUCAAGGCUUUUAAUUCUUUCGUUUUUAACAGCUCUCCUUGCAUGGUUGCCCUAGCUUCAUUCGCAACCUAUCUGUUGGCUUCCCCAGACAACGUACUAGAUGCCAAAAAAGCUUUCGUUUCCAUCUCACUCUUCGAUAUCAUGAGACUACCCAUUGUCAUGCUGCCAACUAGCAUCUCACAGCUUAUUCAGGCAAUGGUAGCCUUGAAACGGGUUCAAAACUUCAUUUCUGCCGAAGAAGUGGAACCGACAGCAGUGUCCUGUGACCGAUCUGAGGCUGCUGCUGUGAUCAUACGCGGAGGUCAGUUCAACUGGGAAGGUGGUGAGCAGCAACUGACCUGGAGGCUGGAGGACAUCAACCUAGAGAUUGGCCACGAGAAACUGGUGGCAGUGGUGGGAUCCGUGGGUGCGGGCAAGAGUUCCCUCAUCUCUGCGCUUUUGGGAGAGAUGAAGAAGGUUGAGGGCAAGGUUGUAGUUAAUGGCCGCAUGGCAUAUGUGUCCCAACAGGCAUGGCUCCAGAAUGCUACCCUGAGGGAAAACAUCGUGUGGGGUCAGCCGUUUGAUGAAACGCGGUACCAGAAAGUGGUGAAAGCCUGUGCUCUUCUGCCUGACCUGGACAUGUUGCCAGGAGGUGACAUGACAGAGAUAGGAGAAAAGGGCAUCAACCUCAGCGGCGGCCAGAAGCAGCGCGUGUCCCUGGCCCGAGCCGUCUACAGCGACACUGACAUUGUGUUGCUCGAUGACCCCCUAAGUGCCGUCGACGCGCAUGUUGGACGCUUCAUUUUCGACAACGUCAUUGGGCCUCAGGGCAUUCUGCGAGGAAAGACGCGCCUCCUGGUAACCCAUUCCGUGACCUUUCUGCCGUGCGUGGAUGAAGUGAUAGUGAUGAGGGACGGCCGCGUGGUGGAAAGAGGCUCUUAUCCUGACCUUGUGGCCAAACAGGGCGACUUCGCUAACUUUGUCCUUCAGCACAUCAGUGAGGCUAACGAUGAAGAGGAGAAGGAAGAGCUAGAGGAGCUUCGGGAACAGCUGGAGGAGGUGCCGGGCGCUAAGUCCCUCCUGCGCCAGCUGUCUCUCAGGUCCAGCAAAACUUCAGUCAGCAACCCUGGCAGCACAGCCCCCACCGGCACCGCCCACAAGAGAAUCCGCAGCGUGAGCGAGUCCCAGUCCCGCCACCAAAACCUCAUUCUCAGGUCCAGCUCCUCCUCCUUGAACAUUCGAGGACGAGACAUCGCUGACGUCAUUUCAGACAUGAGUGUAUACAGCCACAUAUUCGACGAGGACGUAAAGGGUUCGAAGAAUGCCCUGCACGAGAGUAGGACUUCGUUGCACAGCAGUAAGAGUCGGAGGAAGAGUGUGGAGAUGGAGGAGCUGGCGGGCGAGACUGACGGAGGCGAAGGGACGGUCAAGGGGCAGAAGUUGGUGAUCGAGGAGACUUCGGAGACAGGGAAGGUAUCGCGGAAAAUGUACCUGGUGUACGCGAGUUCAAUGGGCGCUGUCCUUGCCGUCUUACCAGUGAUAUUUGUAGCACUCGGCCAGGCUAGCAUUGCAGGAAGUAACAUAUGGCUGUCAUACUGGUCUAGUCCCAACGCCGUCACUGAUCCUACUCUCAAUACCACAUCGACUCUCAACGCCUUUUAUAACUCCAACACUACCUUAGUCUUCAACACCUCUGUCUUCGGCGCCACUUCUGUAAACAAAACGGGUGCCCACAACACUACCUCUGUUUUCAAGACGAAUUCGGACGGUUUUAAUAUCACCUCCGACGAUUCCAGUGUUUCAAGGGGACUCUUUCUUACGCUUUAUGGGGCCUUUGGUAUUGCUCAAGCCUUCUUCUUGUUCCUGGGGAUGCUGACGCUGAUGCUGGGCUGCCUCCGGUCUUCGCGGGUCCUCCACCAGCGCCUCCUGGACAGCGUCGUGCGUCUGCCCAUGAGCUUCUUCGACACCAACCCCAGCGGAAGGAUCAUCAACAGGUUCAGCAAAGACAUCAAUGUCCUGGACAACACCUUCCCGGACAAUCUGAGGAACUUCUUGGGUUGUUUCAUGCAGGUAGUUGCUACUCUGAUAGUGAUCGUGGUCGCCACCCCCGCCGCCGGCCUCUUCGUUCUGCCUGUGAUGCUGCUCUAUUACCUCGUCCAGGUCAUCUACAUCGCCUCCUCCAGACAGCUGAAGCGCAUUGAGUCAGUGUCCAAGUCCCCCAUCUAUUCCCACUUCGGUGAAACUCUCCAGGGAGUGACAGUAAUCCGAGCCUAUAAGAGGCAAGAAGAAUUCAAUGAAGAAUCUCAAAGGAAGAUUGAAUUUUCUCUAAAAGCUACUUACACGAACGCCGCAGUCAAUAGGUGGGUUUCAGUCAUCCUGGAGAUGAUGGGCAAUGCAAUCACCUUCGCAGCUGCAAUCGUCGGCGUUGCAGGGAGGGGCUACAUCAGCUCCGGCAUCGUGGGUCUGUCUGUUACCUAUGCUAUUAGUGUCAACCUCAUCCUGAACUGGGUGGUGCGCGUGGCCUCAGAGGUCGAGGCCAACGUCGUCUCCGUGGAGAGGAUUAAUGAAUACCUCGAGAAUGAGCGCGAGGCAGACUGGGCGGCGGCCGACACGCCUGCCUCGUGGCCUGACGAAGGCUGCGUCUCCUUCAGGAACUACCAGACGCGCUACAGACCCGGCCUCGACCUCGUCCUCAAGGGCAUCACGUGCUCCUUCAGACCGGCCGAAAAGGUGGGCAUCGUGGGGCGGACGGGGGCGGGCAAGUCCUCCCUCACUCUGGCGUUGUUCCGGCUGAUCGAGGCGUCAGCGGGAGAAAUCGCCAUCGACAGGGUCAAUAUCGCUGACGUUGGCUUGCAUGACCUGAGGGGUCGAGUCAGCAUUAUUCCGCAGGACCCGGUUCUCUUCAGCGGGACUCUGCGCCUCAACCUGGACCCGCUCGACCGCUGCUCCGACGCCGAGGUGUGGCGUGCCCUCGAACUCGCUCACCUCGCCCCCUACGUCCGCGCCCAGCCCGCGGGCCUCCUGCACCCGGUGGACGAGGAGGGCGCCAACUUCAGCGUCGGCCAGAGGCAGCUGGUGUGCCUCGCCCGCGCCCUCCUGAGGAACUCCCGCAUCCUGGUGCUGGACGAGGCCACGGCCGCCAUCGACCUGGAGACGGAUGACCUGAUCCAGGCCACCAUCAGGUCGCAGUUCGCGCACUGCACUGUCCUCACCAUCGCGCAUCGACUCAACACCAUCAUGGAUAGUGACAGAGUGUUAGUCUUGGAUCAGGGAAGCGUUGCAGAAUUCGACACGCCUGCCCGUCUGCUGGCCGACCCGCACUCCGUUUUCUAUGGGAUGGCUAAGGACGCGGGGCUCGUGUAGAGUUGCUCUUGGGAAACUGAAUAAAGAGUUUGUUGAUAGGGGUU
This is a messenger RNA of Penaeus chinensis, 5123 nucleotides long. Its product is annotated as multidrug resistance-associated protein 1-like. Gene Ontology annotation, cellular component: membrane. The record is from RefSeq and is a predicted model, not a curated record. Gene Ontology annotation, biological process: transmembrane transport. NCBI's taxonomy places the organism in Eukaryota, Metazoa, Arthropoda, Malacostraca, Decapoda, Penaeidae. The transcript is spliced from 31 exons. Gene Ontology annotation, molecular function: ATP binding; ATP hydrolysis activity; ABC-type transporter activity. Bases 157 to 5079 code for a protein of 1640 amino acids.